GCCAGUCGAGCUGCAACGUGCGAGCACAUAAAACGCCAGCGUCUCGCAGUCGAAACGACACUUGAGUAGGAAGCGUGCCGCAGCGCGAAACCUUAAAAGAGAAUACGUUAUAGCAUUGAAUGAAAACCAAUUGACUGACAGACAAAUUGACAGAAUGGCACCAAAAUUCGCACUAAAAUGCAAUUACAUUUAUUUGCUGUGUCUAAUUGUGUUCGCCUGGCAGCUGUGCGCGGCUAAGCAGCUGCCGUUGCCUGCCAAUGUCGCUGCCGCUGCAAGUGCAGCAACAACAACAGCAAAAACAACACCAACACGAAUAAGCAGCAGCAGCAGCGCCCAGCAACUACGUCACGAAUCGUACGAUAUUGAUGACGACAAUAUUGCAGACGCACACAUGGCCCCCUCGCGCAGACGUCGCCAAGUGUCCGAUUGGUUCAUAGCGCCCAAUACGCGCUGGUGCGGGCGCGGUAACUUGGCCAAUGGCACAUAUAAUCAUUUGGGAGGUGCAUCGCUGGCUGACAAAUGCUGUCGGAAGCAUGACCACUGCAAGAUUUACAUACCGGCCAUGUCUAAUCGUUACGAACUCUUCAAUUAUCGCCCGUAUACGCUGUCGCAUUGCAGCUGCGAUCGACGUUUCCGCACCUGCCUCAAAAUGGCCAGUGACGAGGAUGCCAAUACCAUUGGCAAGCUUUUCUUCAAUAUGGUGCAAACUCAGUGCUUUGUCCUUAAAACGGAAAAAGUGUGCCAGCAGCGAGGCAAAGGCAUCGACUCGGACAAAUGCCUCAGAGAGGUGGUCAGCCACAAGGCCUACCUCAAAAAUAAUAAGAAGUUUUAAAUUCCGCAUCAGUUAAUGCGAAAGUAAAUAGCAUGUAUGUAUGUAUGUAAAACGCAGCCAAAAACCCAAAGCCUGUUUUUUGCGUUGCAUUUCGAAUUAUCUGCCAAAUGCACCCUGUUCGCAUUGAAGUUGCGCACUUUCCAGCUUAAACAAGAAAGAGCAAAAUACAUCUAAUUUGCCAUUAAGUUUGAAACCUAUUGGUAAAUUAAUCUGAAAGCACAGAUGGGCGAAACAACUUAAGCAUUGCUAAACUUUAAUCUCGUACUUACAGACAACUUAUUACUAAACUAUACUCUACUAUACCAAUACACAGUUUUAUGUAUUAAGUCGUCUACUUCAUAUAUAUACUACAUACAUACAUAUAUAUUUCGAGUGCUAUUAUAGUGCGUAAUAGCCAAUACAAAUAUAUAACUUUUACGUAUUCGUAGUUUAAGCAUACGAACAUAGGCUGCCUGUAAAACAAAGUUUUAAAUAGUUUGUAGCUAACAUAGUUGAUCUAGCAGUUAGUAUGCAUAUGCCUAGUUAAAAAAUAUAACAAAAUUGUUCUCCCAACGUCCCUAAGUUAUUAAGCGUUGUGGCAUAUACUAUGUAACAACUCAGUUGCCUUGAUUUUAAUUAUGCUUUACGUUUAGUCUAGUAUUUUUUAGUGUUUAAAAUUUUACAAAAACAAUAAAAACGAAAGUGAUUAUUAAAUUCAACAAAAA
Messenger RNA from Drosophila montana, 1536 nucleotides. RefSeq names its product Phospholipase A2 group III (gene GIIIspla2). The coding region runs from base 155 to 832 and encodes 225 amino acids. Gene Ontology annotation, biological process: arachidonate secretion; phospholipid metabolic process. The record is from RefSeq and is a predicted model, not a curated record. The transcript has 2 exons. NCBI's taxonomy places the organism in Eukaryota, Metazoa, Arthropoda, Insecta, Diptera, Drosophilidae.